UCCUCCUCCUCUUAAUUUAAUGCUGUAGAAGGUGACUUGCCCUCCAUGAGAAAUCGGUGCAUGAUGUGUAGCUUCAGCUCGGCGUGUGUCUCUUCAUUAUGAAACCCCUUGCAAUCGCAGCUAGCCAUGGAGUUACGGGCCAGCAGGAGAAGCACUCGCUUCCUGCAGAUUUCACAAAGCUGCACCUUACUGACAGUCUCCACCCACAGGUGACCCACGUUUCGUCGAGUCACUCAGGAUGUAGCAUCACUAGUGAUUCGGGAAGCAGCAGCCUUUCUGAUAUCUACCAGGCUACAGAAAGCGAGACUGGUGAUAUGGAUCUCAGUGGGUUGCCAGAGACAGCAGUGGAUUCGGAGGAUGAUGAUGACGAAGAAGAUAUUGAAAGGGCAUCGGAUCCUUUGAUGAGUAGAGACAUUGUUAGAGACUGCCUGGAGAAAGACCCAAUAGACCGGACUGAUGACGACAUUGAGCAACUCCUGGAAUUCAUGCACCAGCUGCCUGCUUUCGCCAACAUGACCAUGUCGGUGAGGAGGGAGCUGUGCGCCGUGAUGGUGUUCGCCGUCGUGGAGCGAGCGGGGACCAUCGUGCUCAACGACGGCGAGGAGCUGGAUUCCUGGUCAGUCAUUUUGAAUGGUUCUGUGGAGGUGACGUAUCCUGAUGGAAGAACAGAGAUACUGUGCAUGGGAAACAGUUUUGGUGUUUCCCCUACCAUGGAGAAGGAAUAUAUGAAAGGAGUAAUGAGAACCAAAGUAGAUGAUUGCCAGUUUGUUUGUAUAGCCCAGCAAGAUUAUUGCCGCAUCCUCAACCAAGUGGAAAAGAACAUGCAGAAGGUGGAAGAGGAAGGGGAGAUCGUGAUGGUGAAGGAGCACAGGGAGCUUGACCGCACUGGGACCAGGAAAGGUCACAUUGUCAUCAAGGGAACAGCUGAAAGGCUAACAAUGCAUCUGGUGGAGGAGCACUCUGUGGUAGACCCAACAUUUAUAGAAGAUUUCCUGCUUACCUAUCGGACCUUUCUCUCCAGCCCAAUGGAAGUGGGCAAGAAGUUGUUGGAGUGGUUCAAUGACCCCAGCCUCAGGGAUAAGGUUACACGGGUAGUAUUGUUGUGGGUGAACAAUCACUUCAAUGAUUUUGAAGGGGAUCCUGCUAUGACUCGAUUUCUGGAGGAAUUUGAGAACAACUUGGAGAGAGAGAAAAUGGGUGGACAUUUGAGGCUGUUAAAUAUUGCUUGUGCAGCUAAAGCUAAAAGAAGAUUGAUAACCUUAACAAAGCCAUCUCGAGAAGCCCCUUUGCCUUUUAUUUUGCUGGGAGGGUCAGAAAAGGGAUUUGGAAUCUUUGUGGACAGUGUAGAUUUUGGAAGCAAAGCUACGGAAGCCGGCUUGAAACGUGGAGACCAGAUACUGGAAGUGAAUGGUCAAAACUUUGAGAACAUUCAGCUAUCAAAAGCCAUGGAAAUUCUUAGAAAUAACACUCAUCUGUCUAUCACUGUGAAAACCAAUUUAUUUG
Messenger RNA from Tinamus guttatus (white-throated tinamou), 1503 nucleotides. The record is from RefSeq and is a predicted model, not a curated record. Lineage: Eukaryota; Metazoa; Chordata; Aves; Tinamiformes; Tinamidae.